Molecule: messenger RNA, 1450 nt
Organism: Setaria italica (foxtail millet)
Lineage: Eukaryota; Viridiplantae; Streptophyta; Magnoliopsida; Poales; Poaceae
Exons: 13
Coding region: 88-1338 (416 amino acids)
Source: RefSeq, a predicted model, not a curated record
CGAAUAGCGGCUAGUUUAUAUGCAAAACAUGGAUGGAGAGCCCCUGUGAGCUGAGGACGAGGAAGACGAAGAGGAAUAUAGUUCACCAUGGCCAUGGUCGUCCGAGCAUGCAUGCCGCUCCCUCCUACCACCCCUCCUGCCGCCGCCGCUCAUUCCACCGUCGGCGAAGCUGCUGCUGCAACGAGGAGCGCCCGUGUGCUGCUGCUGGGAGGCACCGGUCGCGUGGGCUGGUCAACGGCCACCGCGCUCUCCAAGCUCCGCCCCGACCUCAACAUCCUCAUCGGAGGCAGGAACCGGGAGAAAGGUAAAUAUUUGGCAUCUAAACUUGGAAAGCGAUCCGAGUUUGUCCAAGCUGAUAUUCAUGAUGCAAGCAUGUUGGAGGAGGCGCUGAAUGGUGUGGAUUUAGUUGUUCAUGCUGCUGGCCCUUUCCAAAGGGAGGACAGGUGCACCGUCUUGGAGGCGGCAAUAUCUACUAAGACACCAUACGUUGAUGUUUGCGACGACGUGGAUUAUUCAUGGAGAGCAAAAGGAUUCCAUGAACAGGCAAAAGCUAGUGGUGUUCCAGCUAUUAUUACCGCUGGCAUAUGUCCUGGAGUGAGCAAUGUGAUGGCUGCUGAGCUUGUGCAUGCUGCAAGAAGCAAAAAAGUUUGCAAACCUGAAAGACUAAGGUUUUCCUACUACAUUGCAGGUUCUGGUGGUGUUGGCCUAACAACGUUGGCGUCAAGUUUUUUGCUUCUUGGGAAGGAUGCCAUUACAUAUAACAAGGGAGAGGAAAUCAAGCUGAAGCCCUACAGUGGAGUUCUGAACAUUGAUUUUGGAAAGGGCGUUGGAAAGAAAGAUGUUUACUUACUGAAUUUGCCUGAAGUGAAGAGUGCUUUUAAGUAUUUAAAUGUGCCCACUGUUAGUGCUCGAUUUGGUUCUGAUCCUAUCUUCUGGAAUUGGGGAAUGCAUUAUUUCGCUAAUUUCUUACCAAUUGAUAUCUUGAGGGACAAAAAUAAUGUUUUGAAGUUAGUUGAGGCCAUCGAUCCCAUUGUUCGAACCAUUGAUGGCAUUGUAGGAGAGUGUGUCUCCAUGAGAGUAGACUUGCAGUAUUCAAAUGGCCAGAAUAUUCUUGGAUUAUUUACUCAUAGAAAGCUAUCCCUAUCGGUCGGUUAUGCAGCAGCUGCAUUUGUUUUAGCGAUUCUUGAGGGCAACACACAGCCAGGCGUCUGGUUUCCGGAAGAGCCAGAGGGAAUAGCGACCGAAGCAAGGAAGUUGCUUCUCGAGCGUGCAACUCAAGGAGCAACCAACUUUGUGAUGAACAAGACUUCGCGGAUGGUGGAAACUGGUCGGAAUUAAAGUUCGCCUAGGAAUUUGUGUGUGAGAAUGUAAUGUGGGCUCAAAUACCUGUCUGUUAACUUAAAUAUGCAAUUUCUGUUACAAGUAUGUUGGAGUAAGUUACAAUCGUCAA